AUGACUUCUCUAUUGAUAACUAUUUACAUCAUUUUAAAAUUAUGUUUCUUCCUUAAAUUAAUACCCGCAUAGGCAACUAAUCAUGUAUCAACAAGUAUUUUCUAUUAUUCUUUUGACUUAUGUAAGAUUCAACUGAGUCAACAUGAGUUGCUGUCCUAAUAUUUAUUCCGCCAAUUUUUCAUAUAUUUUACAUUUGAAAAAUGGGAAAAUAAAAUAAAAUGCAUCUCCUCAAAAAUGUUAUAAAUAUUUACUAAUUGCAUAAAAACUAAUUUACCUUGUCCUAUUAAGUAAGAAAGUACAUCUAAUUAAAUUCUCAAAGUUAGUUAAGUACAUUUUUUAUUUAACAAAACUUUCUUCAAUUGUUAAAUUAUUCAAAAAAUAUAUGGGGAGGGCUUUUGUCUUUACUCUAAGGGAACCUCGCUUUUUGAUAAUUUUAUAUUUUAACCAAUUCAUUCAUCUAAGAAAAUAUAUAAUAUUACUUUUAUUAAAGCAUAAAGAAUAGCAUUUGUGCAAUUUGCAAUUCAACAAAUGGUUUUUUAAGUAAUGGAUAGAAGUUCGAAUCAUCUAACAAAACUAAAAGAAUAAAUGAAGGCUAGGAUCAGUUGA
Molecule: messenger RNA, 606 nt
Organism: Paramecium tetraurelia
Lineage: Eukaryota; Ciliophora; Oligohymenophorea; Peniculida; Parameciidae
Exons: 1
Source: RefSeq, a predicted model, not a curated record